Fusarium verticillioides 7600 is the source of this 1562-nucleotide messenger RNA. RefSeq names its product oxidoreductase. The record is from RefSeq and is a predicted model, not a curated record. Gene Ontology annotation, cellular component: cytosol. Gene Ontology annotation, molecular function: oxidoreductase activity. Lineage: Eukaryota; Fungi; Ascomycota; Sordariomycetes; Hypocreales; Nectriaceae. The transcript is spliced from 5 exons. The coding region runs from base 313 to 1290 and encodes 325 amino acids.
AGGCAUUGGGUCUUGGAAUGACCUUAAAUUUUACUUUCAUCAUCGUGAUCUUUUGAUCUGUUUGAUUGUUCUUUUUGUCUGAUCAGAAAGUACCUUGUCAUAUAGUAGAUACUAAGAUAUCUUCAUAGGUUUCACGUUAGUGACCAACAUGGACCAAGUUAGUCUAGAUAACAUCAUUCAUUAUCUCCAAUACCCGAACUGAACGCUUCCCAUAAUUUCAACUCUGACUCCUCCCAAUCUUCAACCUCUCCUAUCAAGUCCAAUCACACCAUCCUCAUUUCCAUCGUCCCCACCAUCUUACUUAGUCAACAAAUGAAUACCCGUCGCCUGCUCACUACCGCAUCCAAGACCCUCAACGUCUCUUUGUCAACCUCAACUUCAACCUCAACCUCAACCUCACACUCAAACUCCUUCACUCCCCUCUUUCGUCCCCUCUUUCGUCCCCUCUUUCGUCCCCUCUUCACUCGUCGUACAAUGGCUUCUGCUGCGGCCAAACGUCUCACUGGCAAGACAAUUCUUGUCACUGGUGCAUCCUCCGGCAUCGGCCGCUCCACGGCUCUCGAGUUCGCUCGGACUGCCCCCAAGAAUGAUCUUCGUCUCAUCCUCACCGCACGCCGUGUUGAUUCCCUCAAGGAACUCGCUCAAGAAAUCAAGAAGGAGGUCGGCGAUGGCGUCAAGGUCCUGCCGUUCAAGCUCGACGUGAGCAGCCCUGCUGAGGUUAAGGGUAUCGUCGGCAACUUGCCCGAGGAGUGGAGGAACAUUGACGUGCUUGUCAACAAUGCAGGCCUUGUCAAGGGUGUUGCUCGUGCCCCUGAAAUUGCUGAGGAAGACAUUAACGUUAUGUUCCAAACAAACGUCACAGGGCUCAUCAACAUGACCCAGGCUAUCCUUCCCAUCUUCCUGGCCCGACCAGACGGUGGUCACGGUGAUAUCAUCAACGUCGGCUCCAUUGCUGGCCGAGAGCCUUACCCUGGCGGUGGCAUUUACUGCGCUACAAAGGCCGCAGUUCGCAGCUUCACUGACAGCUUGCGAAAGGAGCUCAUUGCCAGUCGUGUCCGUGUUAUUGAGAUUGAUCCCGGCCAGGUCGAAACUGAGUUCUCCGUGGUGCGAUUCUAUGGCGACAAGGAAAAGGCCGAUGCUGUCUAUGCCGGAUGCGAACCUCUCACCCCCGACGACAUUGCUGAGAUCAUCGUGUUUACCGCAACUCGCCGAGAGAACGUCGUUGUUGCUGACACGCUAGUAUUCCCCAGUCAUCAGGCUGGUGCUGGUAUUAUGCACCGAAAGACUUAGACAGUCGACAGUGAACAUGAUAAACAGUCCUCGAGACAGAGUUUCAAACGAACAGAUGUUGCAAUUACUAUGUAUGAACUGUAUUAAACAGGAUUCUUAGCUAUAGAUAAGGUGGAUCUGGUGACUUGAACAGCAAUAUUCAAUACAAACUGCUAUCAAGGGCAUCCUAUUAAAUAAUGUUCGGAAAUUUCUCUUGCCCACAACUCAUUUGUCCCCGAAGAGACACGAAUCCUUGACUGGUUCUAAGUUGCAGGCCUUCUAAGGCCGAGAGA